Pogonomyrmex barbatus (red harvester ant) is the source of this 1778-nucleotide messenger RNA. RefSeq lists its product as uncharacterized. NCBI's taxonomy places the organism in Eukaryota, Metazoa, Arthropoda, Insecta, Hymenoptera, Formicidae. The record is from RefSeq and is a predicted model, not a curated record.
AAGCAAUUUCUUUCCUAGAAGUAAAAUAUUUAUAUUUUAGAUUACAUAUAUAUGGAGUAUAUAUGUAAUAAUCCGUCCUCUUUUCAACAGAGGUACUCUUCCCCCUGUUAGAAAUGUUAAACGAAACAACCAUUAUUCCGUGGUAUUUCGAAGCAAAAGAUGCGCAGCCAGCAAUCGAUACGUUUUAUGGCAAUACUAUAAUGCUAUUUUCUUUUACUAUAGAUUACAAUUAAUAGCACAUAUUUAUCAGUGAGUGCGAUUUUAAAUAUGUUUUUAAGUGUUUCUACUGCGCGAUUAUCAAGAUAAACUGUGUAUAACUAAAUAAGUAACGUAUAAGUUAUAACAGUUAAUAAUAUUAAUAAUAUCGAAUAUGUAAUAAUAUGUACAUUAUUUACGAUAUGAGCCCAGGAGUGCUUAUAAUAUUAAGAAAUCACUAUUAACGAUUAAAAUUACAAAGCCAUAAGUUAAUUUUUUAAGCGACAUGUGAAAGAGUCAAUUCUCAAUUAUCUCAUCCCUAUACAAUACCUCAUUACAUCAUUAUCCGAAAAAAAAGGAGUUAGCUGAACGUAAAGGAAAUGUAUAUCAGUGAAAUUAAUACGCGAUGUUAUAAAGUGACUUAUACACUGUAUGAGCAAACCAACGCCAGAUUUAUUGUACAUGUAUAAAAGAAAAACAACAAUGUCGUUUAUAUAAACCGUAACAAUCAAUAAAAAGAGAAAUCAACUGAAUGCAUCUCUCUUCUGAAAAAAAAGGACACUAUCGCAUCUCGAUAGUAUCGAGUUGGCUAUGGAAAUAUCUGUUUAACAAAUCGGUUUGACAAAGAAUUUUAUAUAUCUGAGAUUAUUUCUCUCUGCGAAUAAUUAUGAUGACCGACGACAUUUCGAGUGAUGACAUCGCACGGAUGCUCGAGAAAAAUGUGAGAAUUCUGAAAGCGGAGGGCCACGGUCCGGACGUCGCUCUCGAAUUCCGUGAUAAGCUCGAGCUAUUUGGCAAAUUGUUGAGCAAUGUGACGGAUAAACUUCAGUCCUUAUUGUAUUUAUCUGAGAAUUACGCUUUUGUAAGCAAUGAUUUUAAUCAGUUUAUGAACGGGAUUGCCGAUUCGUGGUGCUCCAUCAAUAAACAGAUCUGUGAAAAGUGUUCCAAGAUUCAAGUUGGUAGUCGUACGCUAUCAGGAAUACCGUUAUCAGUACUCCUUGAAAAGAUAAAGAAAGAGAGAUCUUUAACAUGGGAAUUAUUGCGCACUCAUAAAAAUGAAUAUAGUCGUGAAUAUCUCGCAAAGUGUCACGCUUUGCUAAAUGAAAUCGAUGAUCUAAUACGUAAUCUCGAGAGAAGCGAUGAUAAGUUACAGCAAUACAUCGCUACGUUGAAGUUGAAUCCAUUCCUCGUUGAGCUAGAAUCUCUUAUAGACGCAUACGCAGCCAGCGUUGAAAUAUCGUCGACCAACAGGUCCACAUGUUCAACACUGAACAUUUUCUCGUUCGUCACGAAACUCCUUACCGGUGAAUUACUGGGCGACGAAUUCGUGGACCCGAAUCGUGUUCUGGCGGAUAACGCGCCCAGAAAGCCAGUUUUUAUCAUUAAAAUAAAACGCAGAAUGGACCUUCCGUCGAUGCCAGUUGUGGAAACGAUGCGAGAGUCGCGCAUAGCGCUUUAGAACGAAAGAGAUUAAUAUAAUAUUAUGAACAGACAUACAUAUAUAAUAAAUACUUUGUAUUUCAGUAUAUAAUUUGUAUUUGGCAACGUGUCAUAAACAUCAACGCGCAUUAAAACAAACAAAA